AUGUUAACGAUAGAAUCCCAAUUCCUUUUCAAAAUUCCCAUUGCACCGACCCUUCAGACAUGCAUCAGUCAGACGGAGAGCUGCAAUUCCAGAGAGUUCAAACACAAAAGAAGCCGUGCCCAGCGGGGCGAGUUCCUGAUUGCUAAAGGAUCUGGCCCAGGUGUCGCCGACGAAGAAGCCGAGAGCGCCACCCCAAGCUAG
This is a messenger RNA of Protopolystoma xenopodis, 201 nucleotides long. The record is from the annotation of a GenBank genome assembly. Lineage: Eukaryota; Metazoa; Platyhelminthes; Monogenea; Polystomatidea; Polystomatidae.